CUCCAGAACAUGUCCAAUUCCACCACUUUCCACCCUGACUUCUUCCUCUUAAUAGGGAUUCCUGGUCUGGAGAAUUCCCACCUUCUGCUCGCCAUCGUAUUUAGUUUCAUGUAUAUUUUAGGUGUAGCAGCCAACUCCAUGUUGAUAGCGGUGAUCUCCGUUCAUGAAAGCCUUCACCAGCCCAUGUACUUCUUCCUUGUCAUGUUGGCGGUGGGAGACCUCGUUCUAAGCUCCACCACAGUCCCGAAGACCCUCUGUAUUUUUUGGUUUGGUUCUCAUGAAAUUUCAUUCAACGGCUGCUUGGUGCAAAUAUUCUUCAUUCACUUUAUCUGCAUGACGGAGUCGGCCAUUUUGCUUGCUAUGGCGUAUGAUCGCUACAUCGCCAUCUGUUACCCUCUGUCCUACGUGACGACACUCAAUGUGUCCUUUGUUAGGACUGUUGUUUCAGUUUCAGUGACCAGAAGUGUGUUUAUAAUGAUCCCAGUCAUCCUUCUACUCUGGAGGUUACCAUACCAAGGCAAUAACGUCAUAGAACACACCUACUGCGAACACAUGGCCAUGGCUAGACUGGCCACCACAAGCAUACUGAUCAACAUCAUCUAUGGUAUGGUCAUUAUUAUUCUGACCUCUGUGAUAGAUUUAUUUCUUAUUGGGUUGUCCUAUGUUUCCAUCGUUCAGGCCGUCAUGAGACUCUCCACUGCAGAGGCCCGGCACAAGACGUCAAGCACCUGUGUGUCCCACCUUUGUGUCAUCACCUUACUGUAUGUCCCGGCCUUCUUCUCCUUCAUAGCCCACAGGAUCCCUCACAACAGUAUCCCACCCUAUGUCCAUAUCCUGGUGGCCAAUCUCUAUGUGAUUGCCCCCCCAAUGCUGAACCCCAUCAUCUAUGGAGUUAGGACAAAGGAGAUUCAACAAAAGGCCAUCAAGAUGUUUACUGGAAAAUUCAUUGACUAUCGCUAA
Molecule: messenger RNA, 960 nt
Organism: Rana temporaria (common frog)
Lineage: Eukaryota; Metazoa; Chordata; Amphibia; Anura; Ranidae
Product: olfactory receptor 52Z1-like
Exons: 1
Coding region: 10-960 (316 amino acids)
Biological process (GO): G protein-coupled receptor signaling pathway
Cellular component (GO): membrane
Molecular function (GO): olfactory receptor activity; G protein-coupled receptor activity
Source: RefSeq, a predicted model, not a curated record